Molecule: messenger RNA, 3425 nt
Organism: Pyrus x bretschneideri (Chinese white pear)
Lineage: Eukaryota; Viridiplantae; Streptophyta; Magnoliopsida; Rosales; Rosaceae
Product: cytochrome b561, DM13 and DOMON domain-containing protein At5g54830-like
Exons: 1
Coding region: 239-2968 (909 amino acids)
Source: RefSeq, a predicted model, not a curated record
CCGUCACCCCAUUUCCUCUCUCUCUCUCUCUCUCUCUCUCUCUGUCCCCCAAAGCACACGGCGGAGCUAAUCGACGGCGAGCAUCACCACCGUGCACCACCAGGUGAUUUUAUCAUUCCCUCCGCCCUCUCUCUAAUUUCAGUUUUUAGAAUACACAUUACAUAAUACAACCAGUGAUUCGGAUCCAAGACCCACGAACCCAUCAAAGAUCCGAUCAGAUCCGGAUCUCGCACCCCUCAUGCCUCGCAAACCCAAUUUCCUAAGGUUUCUCUCCGUCCUCCUCCUCCUCCUCGCACUCUGCCAUGCCGAUCCGGUCAGUUCCGAUUGCCCCAAAACCAGCCCCCUCGUCAACUUGGAAUCCGAAUUCAAAAUGCUCCAGCACCAGCUCCGCGGAUCGAUUCGUAUAAUCGAUGAUUGCUCCUUCAAGGUCUCCGAUUUCGACAUGCUCCCCGGCUCCGACGUCCACUGGUGGGCCGCCGCCGGCCCCGAUUUGACGAAUUUGACCGCCGGCUUCGUCGUCUCCUAUCAGAAGCUCAACGAGACGUACAAAAGCGACAGCUUUAUCGUGCGCUUGAAGGACAACGUCACCUGGGAUCAGAUCCAAGUCCUCGCCGUGUGGGACCUCCCCACCGCCUCCGACUUCGGGCACGUAAUUCUCGGGGAUUUCAAAAACGGGUCGUCUGGUUCGGCUCCUUCCCCGUCGCCGUCGAGUGGAACCGAUUCAGGGAACGAAACGGGUCGGGUUCGGAUUCAUACUGAGCCGACUAUGCUGGAAAAUUGCAAGGUUUUGUCGAAGAAUUAUAGGGUUCGAUGGACGUUGAGUGCUGAGGAGAAUCUGAUCGAUAUCGGAUUGGAGGCCGCCACCGGGACCAUGAAUUACAUGGCUUUCGGGUGGGCCAACCCGAAUUCGACUUCCGAGCUCAUGCUCGGAGCUGAUGUCGCCGUCGCGGGGUUCAAAGAGGAUGGCAUGGCGUUUGUGAACGAUUUUUACAUCACAAAGUACAGUGAGUGCACCUUGUACAAGGACGGCGAGGUGAAGGGGGUUUGCCCCGAUACCAGAUACGAAGGGUCCGGCCCGAAUGGUGGCGAGGUGAACAAUACCAAAUUGGUUUACGGGCAGAGGAGGGAUGCCGUGUCGUUUAUUAGGUACCAGAGGCCGUUGGUUUCCAAUGACAAGAAGUACGAUUUGGCGGUGAAUUAUACGGAGAAGAUGAAGGUCAUUUGGGCAUUAGGGCCGAUUAGGCCACCAGAUCUUCUUCAGCCGUACUAUCUUCCCCAGAACCAUGGUGGACCGAAGAGUGUGGUUUUCGGUCAUUUGGUGCUGAAUGUUUCUGAAAAUGUGAAUGACUGUUUGGGUCCGUUAGAUGCAGAUGAAAAGGAGGAUCAGCAUCUGAUUAUCGCCGAUGCCAAGGCCCCGCUCGUAGUUACUUCCGGCCCAGCGUUACAUUAUCCAGACCCGCCAAACCCUUCAAAGGUUUUGUACAUUAACAAGAAAGAGGCUCCGAUGUUGAGAGUGGAAAGAGGGGUGCCCGUCAAGUUUUCAAUACAAGCAGGGCAUGAUGUCGCGAUGUACAUCACUUCCGACCCACUUGGUGGGAAUGCUACACUAAGGAAUUCUACCGAGACUAUUUAUGCAGGAGGGCCUGAAGCUCAAGGAGUUCAAGCCAAACCUAUGGAAUUGGUUUGGGCACCGGAUAGGAAUACCCCGGACCAAGUAUACUAUCAAUCUCUUUAUGAGCAGAAAAUGGGUUGGAAAGUGCAGGUGGUUGACGGAGGUCUGCCUGAUAUGUAUAAUAACAGUGUCGUUUUGGAUGAUCAGCAAGUUACCUUGUUUUGGACAUUGUCAGAACACUCAAUAUCUAUUGCAGUUCGUGGUGAGAAGAAGAGCGGUUUUUUGGCAAUAGGGUUUGGCAGAGGAAUGGUGAACAGCUAUUCCUAUGUAGGUUGGAUUGAUAAUAUUGGUAAAGGGCGUGUAAACACUUACUGGAUUGAUGGAAGGGAUGCUUCGAGUAUACAUCCAACAACUGAGAAUUUGACUUAUGUGAGGUGCAAGUCAGAAAAUGGCAUCAUUACAUUCGAGUUCAGUCGUCCUUUGAAACCGUCGUGUGGUAAGAGUGAUAAACCGGAGUGUAAAAACAUAAUUGAUCCCACUACUCCGCUUAAAGUUGUUUGGGCAAUGGGUACUGCAUGGACAGAUGAGAAUCUAAGUGAACAAAACAUGCAUUUUGUUACGAGCAGUAGGCCUAUUAGGGUGCUGCUUAUGCGUGGUUCUGCAGAGGCAGAGCAGGAUUUACAGCCGGUAUUAGCUGUACAUGGAUUUAUGAUGUUUCUCGCUUGGGGUAUCUUGCUUCCUGGUGGAAUACUGUCGGCUAGAUACUUGAAACAUGUUAAGGGUGAUGGUUGGUUCAAGCUUCAUGUUUACUUGCAGUACUCAGGUUUGGCAAUCAUCCUACUUGCUGUUCUUUUUGCUGUUGCUGAGCUUAGGGGUUUCUUUGUCAGCUCAUUACAUGUUAAGUUUGGGAUGGCUGCGUUGUUUUUGGUCUGUAUACAACCUGUGAAUGCAUACGUAAGGCCCAAAAGACCGGCUCAUGGAGAGGAGGUUUCCUCUAAAAGGAUUCUCUGGGAGUACUUUCAUGUGAUCGGUGGGAGAUGCGCCUUUGUUUUAGGAAUUGCAGCACUUUUCAGUGGAAUGAAGCAUUUAGGAGAUAGAUAUGAUGCUGAAAAUGUUCACGGACUUACUUGGGCGUUGAUAAUUUGGUUCUUGAUGGGUGCAUUGAUUGUUUUGUAUCUGGAAUACCGUGAAAAACAACAAAGGAGGGAUAGAAGUUUUGGAAGAAGCAAUUGGGUGCUGGGGAACCUUGAGGAAGAUGACUCUGUUGAUCUGUUGAGCCCGAACGGAAUACACUCAGAGAAAGAUUCGCAAACAUCAGGAAGAAUGGAAGUUCAAUUAGAGUCUCUGAACAGAUAGAUAGGUAGAUAGUGUUGUUCUUUGAUAAGAAUUACUCUUUUUCACCAAUUUUGAGAGUGUUCUCACAUCAUAUGGGGAAUCGAAGGCCUGUUUUCGCGCUGAUCACCUUAUUCGGCUGCAAGCAUUCAUCCCGAAGAAGGAUAUUCACCCCAUGGGAUGCAGUUUGUAUACUUGAUACGUCUUUUUACUCAGUGGAAGGUUAUAUCAUACCCAUCAUUUUAUUAUGUUGCCUUCUUAUCAAACAAGAGCAGAGUCGGGUUGCGGCGGACAUUAGGUUAGGACUUCUAGCGUAGAUUUGCGAUGGUAUUUUUCAUGCUUUUGGAAAGAACAAGGAAGAGUUGCUUUAGGAAAAAUGGAAGUGGUAUAUUUCUUUUCUUGUAAAGUGUCGUUCGACUAAUGUUUUUCACUCACUUUUAAGUCUAUAAAUUCCGACAUACAUCAGAUGUUUUUCAUGUUA